CGGCCAGAGAGUCCUUCGGUGUCAUCCUCGGUGAAAACGUCGCUCAUAGCAUGAACUGCUGCCUCAAUUCCAGCUUUUGCACCCGAGCAUAGCUGGUCAGCCCCACAGACCUCCUGGACAUCAAUUCCCGUAGCAAGUGCCAUGGCCUUUGCCUCAAUGCGCUGCCUGCAUUCACCCACUCCGAUUGGCCGCACUCCUGGUAGCUUGUCCAGUGCAAUGCCUCUCCGAGCAAGGAAUGCUCGGAAUGCUCGCAUGUUGCACCACUGCAAUCAUGUACAUGUACAUGUACAUUAACAUGCACACAGCAUACUCUACCCGGUACCCUGCUCACAGCUGCAAUGUACCGUAGACCUACGUUGCCCAGUUUUGCUGUCAGUGGCACAGUCUGCCUGGCUGAUUGCAUUGUAUAUGUGUCAUGCACAUAUCCAGGAUGUAUACAAUGUAUUACUUGACACAAUAGUAUCACUAAAUACGUGUGCCUCCGACAUGUUGUUCACCAGCAGAGCUACUAUGUCUAUGGGGAGUAUGGCAUCAUCUAGACUUCAUGAACCCUUCCACAAGUCUCCAUGUACAUGUACAUGUGGAGAUGUCUCUUUUCUCUCAAACAUACAGUCGAGCGAUUGAGUGAGUUCCCAAAGAACGAAACAGCAUGCUGUCCGCAGACUGAGUACAGUCGAAAUAAAAAGUUUGGAACUGGCAGGCAUGUGCGCUCAGUCUACAUCCUCCCAGCUUUACAUUUGAAAGAAUUGUUUUAAUAUUAGAACCCAGAGUGGUAUGCAGUGACCAAGGGAGUACGUUACACAAGACGUUCCCAGACUCUUCGUUGUCCUGAACGACAUCUGCAGUGGAUGAGGAUACUGUAUAUUUAGCAUAUUACCAGCCAAAGCCGGUGUAUAGAGAUCGCAAGCAGAGGAGGCUCAGAGACAGUGGCUGGUAGUGGAGUCCAUUCAUUUUCGGCAGAGGGUUUCUCACGUCUCCUCAGCGCGUGCUUGGGUAGCCUUCAGCGUGGCUGGCAGAAUGAACCUACAGGUAUUUCGAGAAUGGCCUGUACUAAGCAUCUUUGUGCAUGUAACCCUAUUGCUAAGCAUACCCACACACCUGGAGCUCCUGCUGAUUGGCUUAGCUCCGCAGGUCAAUUUCUCCAUAGCAACGACAACAGACGGGCCGAUUGUGACGUCACAGACAAGUGGAUGUGAACCCAACCCAUGUCUAAACGGAGGACAAUGUCUGAAUGCAACCUCAGGCCCAAGCUGUUAUUGCUCAAGCUUUCCCUACACGGACGGUGAACGAUGUGAAAUCAACGUGCUAGAUGCCAGUCCGGUUUGUCCGACUAACCCAUGCCUGAAUGGCGGUACCUGCGUCCGGCUCCUGGGAGGAGAUUUUAUGUGCGCAUGUUCAUCUGGUUAUUCUGGCCGUGUGUGCGACGUUCCACCGAACAACAGUUUGUCUUUGGUAAGCCAUUGUUUUCCAAACCCGUGUAUGUACGAAGGGAUUUGCUCCGAGACGGCGACAGGAUUUCGGUGCACUUGCAUUGUUCCCUUGACCGGGAAUAUGUGCCAAGAGAUCCCAAAUGGAACGGACAUGUGUGAUCCAAAUCCAUGUCAAAAUGCUGGAGUGUGCACAGGAGGCUUAGAGGGAGACUUCGCGCCGCUGGUUUGUGUAUGUUCGGCACCCUAUCAAGGAAUGUUCUGCAAGGAUAUACAAGGAUCAGAUGAUGGCAAGACAAAGAUCAUCAUUAUAGCGGUGGCGUGCAGCAUCGCAGCCAUACUCGGCGCAAUCUGCCUUCUCUUUAUUUGGAGAAGGAUCGUCAGACGGAAGGGACGUGAGCGUGAGGGUGUCGCCACUAACAACUCAACUGAAUCUCCACCUGCUCCGGCACAACUAUCACCUCCUGACAGGUACACCUCUAACUCUCAGCCGCAACCUUCCAUGCACAGGUCAAAUUACGUCAUGCCUGAAGGUACUGAUAAUGUAACAGAUGCCCCAGGUACAGGCGUUGCCACUGACAGCUCAGCUGGAUCUCCACCCGCCCCAGCAGACCUACUCCUUCCUGACUGCAACCCUUCUCGCUCUCAGCUGCAAGGAUCGAGUGACGUCAUACCCGAAGACGCCGGUGAUGUUACAGAUGCGCCCGGUACAGGUAAUCAUUUGAUCUAUGCUGAAGCCGUGGAGGCAGACGAUGUGGAGUGUUACGGAAUGACGUCACUACAUCUCACACGCGUGUCAAAUUCUACAUCACAUUAUACGACGGCCCAUCAAAGCAACCAGAAAGUAUUCAUAUCCGACACCACCAACCACUCGUAUGAAAGUGUGCAAAACGAACAUCCUGAAGGCCACAUAAAUGAGAUAAUGGUGGCUGCUAAUCAAGGCAUUGGUGAACGCGUUGAUACGACACGACCCAGGCUACCACCGCCAGCAUCACCAUAUACACCAAUAGCAACACCAACACUACCGCCAUGGACAUCUGAGUCACCUGCAAUUUCACCACCACUGCAACCACGACCAAUAUCUCCACCAUCGCCACAACCGCCAACAUCACCACCAACGCCACCAUCACCAACAUCCCUAUUAACACAACAUUAGGCAUGACCACUACAACCGCCACCACAGAGGUACAGUAAAUAGUGGAUAUAACGUGCCCCUUUGAUUUUCGAUAAUGUUUCACUAUAUCCGGUGCAUCACUACAGCCGAUUUGCAUGUAUGACUGACACAUGGCACAUGACUGUGCAUGAAAUGAUGCGUACACGCUGGAAAAUGCAUGAAAAGCAGCCACGUGUACAUGUGGCUGCUUACAGCAUACAGGGAAGAAUUUUCUCUCAAUCACGUCUGCUGCCAGAUGCAUCCAGGCAACACUGCAUCAGUUUUGGAAGAAAUGAACUAAAUUUGAGGAACAAUUGUUUUGUGAUCAUCACUCUUGAUCAGUAUAAUAUACGAUAUUUUCCUGUGCAUUUGAUAUGGUUUGCUUCCUGAAGCCCAUCACAAUAAGCGAUAUAUCGGUAUAGCCGAUAAUAGUGUGUAUAGUGAUAUUUUAGCUGUAUUUCUUGUGAUUUGAUUUUGAUUUUGGCGAGUUCGAUCAUUAUAGCCGGUAUAUCGUUACACCCGGUCACUUUAUAAACGAUACUCACUGUAACCACCUCCAGAAACACAAGCAGCAGCAGCACCACCAUCCACUCCACCAACACCAUCACUACGAUCACCACCGGCACCACCACCGGCA
This is a messenger RNA of Sycon ciliatum, 3217 nucleotides long. RefSeq names its product protocadherin Fat 3-like. Lineage: Eukaryota; Metazoa; Porifera; Calcarea; Leucosolenida; Sycettidae. Bases 1018 to 2583 code for a protein of 521 amino acids. The record is from RefSeq and is a predicted model, not a curated record. Gene Ontology annotation, molecular function: Notch binding; calcium ion binding. The transcript has 6 exons.